Molecule: messenger RNA, 513 nt
Organism: Guillardia theta CCMP2712
Lineage: Eukaryota; Cryptophyceae; Pyrenomonadales; Geminigeraceae
Exons: 3
Coding region: 1-513 (170 amino acids)
Molecular function (GO): protein binding
Source: RefSeq, a predicted model, not a curated record
AUGCCAAGACCAACACGAGAGUCAGAUGACAUAGAAGAAUUGAUUGAAGCUGAAUCCAUGUCAUCUCCUGUACCAGAUAUUCAAGAAAAAGUUCAGCUGCCGAGAAAUCCUCGCAGAGCUGACUCUGCAGCAAGGGAGACGGUUGAGGCAAGUCCGAUCACCCCAAGAUCAGGUCAAGUCUUUCCAAGCCAACGAGAGAUCGACAAGGAGGUCAUAGACGCCAUCUCCCAGGGAAACCUCUCGAGAUUGAAGUCAGCAAUAGUGCUGGGGGACAUCGGCAUCAACGACCCCCUUGACAUCAGCACGGGCAGGAAUGCUCUACACAUCGCGUCUGCCACAGGUCGCACAGAGAUCGUCUUGUUUCUGCUGGAAGAGGCAGGGGCAGACAUCAUGUGCAAAGACUUCUACGGGAAGGAUGCACGUUCCUUGGCGCUUCAGAAUCAUCACUUGGACCUGGCCAACUACUUUGCUCUCUUCCUUGAGGGGCAUUUUGAAGAAGAAGAGUCGUUGUGA